AUAUAGUGGGCAACACAAAGGAUUUGCCCACAUAAACAUCACCCUACAAUAUCAUAAACCAACAACACAAAACAAAAACAUAACCUUUCAUUUUUCGUAACCCUAACUUCUCAACCAAAAAAAAAACCAAUAGUGUCUGUCUCAUCAUCUUCAUCAACAUCGAAUAUCAUCAAUAAUACACGCAGCCUUUUUCUUCUCGUCGAUGCUCCGUCUUGGUGAUAACAAAGCUCAAACGGGGAGGGUUCCUUUGUUAACUUCUCUCUCUUUUCUUCUUCUUCAAACCCUUUUCCCCUUUCAUGUCUUCAAUUACCGUUUUUUCUCUUUCAGGGUCUCCAAAAACCCUACCUUUUGAUUUACCUCCUUUCUCUAUACCCAAACCUUCUUCUCUUUUUCAUACUUCUCAACAAUUCAUAUUUAAUUUUACUUUUUUCCCUCUUCCACUCAGAUCUCUUCAGCAACAUGAGUAAUUCUAAGGUUCUACUAUUUGGCUCAUUUACUGAAGAUGAAACUAGAUCAUUGAGGGUAAAGAAGUCUUCUGGAAGAAAUGAAAAGUCUGUCGAUAAGAAUCAGUUGCAAUUUGGUUCUCUGAAUUCUGCUAAUGUUGUUGAAUCAAGCAACCUGCCAAAGUCACCAAAAGCACCAAGUAAUGCUGCUCUCCCCGAUUCUCAGAAACUUAACGGAGUAAACAGUGUUGGUGCUAAUUUGCCUAGAGUAUCAGAAAGUGCUAAUUUGCCUCGAGUAUCAGAAAGUGCUAAUUUGCCUCGAGUAUCAGAUAGUGCUAACCUGCCUCGAGUAUCAGAAACUAUAAAAGAGAAUGGCAACAUUACUAAUUUCUCUCUCAGUACUCCCUCAAGUGUCACUAUUGCAAGUAAAGUUAAAGAAAAUAGUGUGUGUUCGAUUCCAUUAAUUGAUGAAAACGGUACUGCAAACCAGUUUACAAAUUUGAGCCUUGAUGCUUCUGAGGCUGAAAGUGUGAAGAACGGCUUCACAAAUGGAAGUCAUGACGAUUCUUCAUCGAAGUUAUUUGAUGAAGACUUGAAGAAGGCACCUAAUGGGCAUGCUGUUAUUCUUAUUAAGGAUCUGCAGCCUCGAGGCCUUAUUAACUCUGGGAAUUUAUGCUUUCUUAGUGCAACCGUGCAGGCUCUCUUGGCUUGUUCUCCUUUUGUUCAGCUUUUGCAGGAAUUACGAACCCGCAACGUUCCUAAGGUUGGCUAUCCCACGCUGAAAGCAUUUGCCGAGUUCGUAACUCAAUUUGACAUGCCAAGCGGAAUAAAAUUAAAGAAGAAAGAUACCGAUUCUUUUGAGUUUGGACGGGCAUUUUGCCCUGUUAUGUUUGAAGAUGUUCUAAAAAAUUUUACUCCGGAUGUGUCAAAUAGCAUUUCAGGAAGACCAAGGCAAGAAGAUGCUCAGGAAUUUCUGAGCUUUGUAAUGGAUCAAAUGCAUGACGAAUUACUGAAGCUUGAAGGACAGUCCUCAAGUCUUAAUGGUAGCAAAUCUUUUCUAGUUUCUUCUGUGGAAGAAGAUGGAUGGGAAACAGUGGGGCCAAAGAAUAAAUCUGCUGUUACAAGGACUCAAAGCUUUAUUCCCUCAGAAUUAAAUGGUAUUUUCGGUGGACAACUCCAAAGUUUGGUGAGAGCUAAAGGAAAUAGUUCUGCUACUAAUCAACCAUAUCGCUUGCUCCAUCUUGACAUUCACCCUGAUGCUGUUCACACUAUUGAGGAUGCUCUGCACUUGUUUUCUGCACCAGAAACUCUUGAAGGGUACCGAGCAUCGGUCACUGGAAAGGCGGGGACUGCAAAAAAGUCUAUAAAGAUACUGACACUUCCUAAAGUAAUGAUAUUGCACCUGAUGCGUUUUGGUUAUGGAAGCCAGGGAAGCACCAAGUUGCUUAAGCCCGUGUACUUUCCUCUUGAGCUGGUAUUGGGUCGUGACCUGCUUGUUUCACCAUCUACCGAGGGUCGAAAAUAUGAACUUGUUGCUACAAUUACUCAUCAUGGAAGGGAGCCUUCAAAAGGGCACUACACAGCUGAUGCUCAGUACCCCAAUGGUCAGUGGCUACGAUUCGAUGAUGCAUCUGUCUUUGCUAUCGGAGCAAAUAAGGUGCUGCAUGAUCAGGCCUAUGUUCUUUUCUACAAACAGAUAUAAGCAUAAACAUAUUUACCCUGUUGAUAUCUACUCUCUUCUGCACUUUGAGAAAAACUACCUUGAAUUCUUGAAAGAUGGGGUUCAAAGUUGAUUAAUGUUGUGCAUGGAGAAGAUGUGAGUGAUUAUUUAUGAGAUGGUCAUACUCAAUUCCCAUUGCUUGGGACUCAAAUUAUUAAGGUGGUCAUAUAUGUUUGUUCCAAUCUAGGUUGUGAAAAGAGUAAUUGUUGUAACAUUCAUAUUCUAAAGUUUUGUAUUCCUAGUUUAGGACGUGAACAUGUGAUCAUGUUACAGUUAAAAAUGCGUACAAGAAAUGCUGCUUAUUGUAAAGUUUCACUAGAUCACCAGAAAAUUGGGAUUUAAAGCUAUGAUUAUAUAAAGCUUCACGUUUGACA
Molecule: messenger RNA, 2537 nt
Organism: Trifolium pratense (red clover)
Lineage: Eukaryota; Viridiplantae; Streptophyta; Magnoliopsida; Fabales; Fabaceae
Product: ubiquitin carboxyl-terminal hydrolase 24
Exons: 7
Coding region: 460-2145 (561 amino acids)
Biological process (GO): protein deubiquitination
Cellular component (GO): nucleus; cytosol
Molecular function (GO): cysteine-type endopeptidase activity; cysteine-type deubiquitinase activity
Source: RefSeq, a predicted model, not a curated record